Messenger RNA from Sorghum bicolor (sorghum), 1507 nucleotides. Its product is annotated as putative F-box protein At5g52610. The record is from RefSeq and is a predicted model, not a curated record. Lineage: Eukaryota; Viridiplantae; Streptophyta; Magnoliopsida; Poales; Poaceae. Gene Ontology annotation, molecular function: protein binding. The transcript has a single exon. Bases 206 to 1432 code for a protein of 408 amino acids.
ACCGGUGAACUCUUCACCGUUCGUGUUUCUUGUUGCUCAUGAGAAGCCACCAAUCGUUAUAUAUAGCCCGAGUGAACUCGGUGGUAGCAAAUGAGCAUCGCAUCUGCAAUUCUGCAUCCAAUCCUUCCUCCCUGCGAGUCGCGGGCGCGUGUCACUCACGUUUGCUUCGCUGCGCUGUGAGCUUCGCCAAGCCAGGAACGGAACAAUGGCGAUCCUGAAGAGGCGUUCUUCCACUGACACCGACACUGACAGCACCAAGAGCUCCGCGGCGGCGGCGGCGGCCGGAGGAGAGGCUAGUGCUGUGACGGCGGCCAGCAGCCUGAGCGACGACAUGCUGGCGGAGAUCAUCCUCCGGCUGCCCGUCGAGUCCGUGGCGCGGUCCAAGUGCGUGUCCAAGACGUGGUGCGCCACCGUCGCCGACAGCUACCUGCGCCGCAGGCUCCCGCUGCAGCUGUCCGUGGUCUAUUUCCCCGAAAACGAUGACGCCGGCUCCGCCCGCGGCAAGGCGCGGCCACGGUUCGCGUGCGCGGACUCCGCCGCCGCCGACGGCGGUGUCGGCCUGCUCCGGGACCGCGACCUCUGCUUCUUCCCGUUCCUCGACGUCUCCGUCGUCUGCGACGCCUGCAACGGCCUGCUCCUCCUCCGCGCCGCAGGCACCAAAAGGUUCUACGUCGUGGACCCGGUCACGAGGCGCUGGGCCGCGCUCCCGCCGCCGUCGAGGGACCCGCGCCUGUCCAUGCUCGCCUUCGACCCCUCCUCCCCGCGCCGCGGCGGCUACCACGUGGUCAACUUCACCGGCCGGUGGCGCGACCGCGGGGGCGAGGUGGAGGUGUACUCGUCGGAGACGCGGGCGUGGUCGCUGCGCGACGCCGAGUUCGGCGUGCCCGCGGCCUCGCUCUCGGGCUCCGUGCAUUUCCACGCCGGCGCCGUCUACGUCCUCGCCUCCGACCCGGACUGCGUCGUGCGCAUGGACGUCACCGAGGCCGGCAUCGCUUGCGCGGUCGCCGAGCUCCCCGAGCCCGCGGACGGCGGCGGCGGCGGCGACGGCCGCCUUGCGCACUCCGCGGGGCGGCUGCACUACGUCGCCACCGACGGUGCGCUGCGAGUCAAGGUCUGGGUGCUCGACGGCGAAUCACCAGCUGAUGCGCUCCAGUGGCGGCUGAAGCACGCCGUCAAACUCGGCGACGUCGUCCAGCUGGGGAAAAAGUGCGGCUGCGGCAGGGGAAGCGAGGCCAGGUUCCUGGCGCUGCACCCGGAGAAGGACGCGGUGUAUGUGUGGUCGGCGGGGAAGCUCCUGGAGUAUGACCUGACGAGGAAGGAGGUCGCCGGAGUGUGGGCGUUUGGCAAGGGCGAGAAGAAUCGUGUCGUCAAGACGUGGCUUGUCCCGUCAUCGAUGUACCUGUCCGACUGCCUGCCUCUGGCUGAUGCAUAGCAUGUACUGACAGAUGUAUUUUGUCUCUGUAUUUAUCCUAAUUGUUGUACAGGACAAUUUGAUGAAGAGUCUAAA